GAAACGACGAUCGUUUUCGCUGUCGAGUUUCGUUGGCUGAGCGGUAAAUGGCUUAGAGCGCAGAAUCGAGGAGGGCGCGGACGUCGGGUUAGAGAAACGAGAGGAGAAAUCGUGUUGCUAAAUAUAAUACGUCGAGGCACGCGGUUUCCAGGACCGAGCGGACGGUUCGUCGAAAAAGUCCGCGAAACUGUAUCGUUCGUUCACGGGGCUCCUUGCCCGGACCUUUACGGACACGUUCGUCAGUUCGUCGUUCUCGUACGAGAUUCGCCAAAGUUAGAGAAAACCGGUGGUGAAUUAUUUCUCCAUCUCUUUCUCUUUCUCUCCCUCUCUCUCUCUCUCUCUCGCAUUCGAUUGCAAGGGGGUAAAAGUACCACGAACGCAUUUUUCUUCUGUAAGAAAUAAAGGAUCCAAGCCAAUAAUAGAGAUGAAUAUUCCGAAAAGCGACGGCCUCCUGUCUGUGGUCCUACCUUCCGAAAUUCCAUCAUCUGCCAGUUCGCAACAACUCUUUAUAAAUCAGGACCAACAGGACGAGGAAGCUUCGGAUUGUCCGCUUUUGACGCCGAGUCCACCUCCGGCCGUGCAGAUUAAUAAUUCCCUCGAAUCGGCCCCGAUAUACAGGCCUCUAGAAGGAGUACCUUUGGAGAUGAUAACAACGCCAACGCUCGAGAACAUAAAUGAGGAGGAUGGACUUAAUGCGUUUAUGAAUCUCGUUAACAGUUCGUGCAAACCUCUCCACGAUGAGCCGAGUUCGCGCGAUCCGAUGGUGGAAUCGAGCACAAGCGGUAGCAGCAGCGAUACGAACGAGCCGGUUUGCGCUCAAUUACUUACACAGCUGAAUACCGCUUAUCAACAUUUAGCACCAGACGCACAAGCUCUAUUUUACAAUCAGGAGAAUGGUGGGAAGCCACCGCUCGUUGGGAUACAACUGGUCGUCCCCAAAUCACCGAAAGAUUAUCGAUUUAUGAAAUGGAACUGGCCUCUGAUAAGAAAGACUUGUUUUUGGUCGUUGAUGUCGGUUUUGGCUGGAUGCACCGCUCUUGUCAUAGGUGUCCUCGCGACGAUGCCCAAAAGAUGCGAUCCUUCGGUAGAAUGGUGGCAAGGCAACGUUUUCUACGAGAUCUUUCCAGCUUCCUUUCAAGAUUCCUCGAAGGGCGGCGACGGUAUCGGUGAUUUACGUGGCAUUACUAUGCGCCUGGAUUAUCUCAAGAGACUCGGCAUUCGUGGAAUUCGUUUGAAUUCGAUCUUCCCAGCGCCGCACUAUCCGGAAUAUUAUUCGGACGUUAGCAACAUGACAGACAUUAACGUGAAUCUCGGUACGUUGAAGGAUUUUGAAAAACUGGUACACGAGAUACAUCGUAGAAACAUGAGCAUUAUCCUGGAUUUACUGCUUUAUCCGUACGUAAAGACCCUCGAAGGUGAGGAAGUGGCAACGAUUAAGCCGAAUAAAACGGACAAAGCGAUCCGCGAAAGAAGAGCUCUGCCAAAGAAUUCGGUACUCGAAGAUGUAGUCCUGACAACGCCUCCUGGCUCGAUUCAAAAAGUUCAAGACACUUUGUCGAUGGUUAGCAGUACUUUAGCACCCUUCGAAGAACCAAGAGCUCUACCAGUUUCCUCGGAUUUCAUCGGUAACGAUCAUCCGAUAAGUUUGGCUAUUAAAACGUGGCUUGGUAGGGGGGUCGAUGGAUUUUAUUUGAAGGGUCUCGAACGUUACGUUCACGAAAACAACUUUCCAAGUAUUCUAAGAUAUUGGAAAUCGUUGUUAGGUCCUCGGAAGAUACUCAUUUGUCACGUGGAUGCAUUAAAUGCUGCGAUGCAUUUCGACAGAUCGAGAAACACCAUACUUACGAGGAUAGAUCUGAUCGACGUCGCUUUACGCGUAUCCAAUGGAACUGAGGAUAUAAAGGCGCAGGUGGAAAGUAUUACGAAAGGUAUACUUUUCGAAAAAGCAUCUUACCCGUGGGUUCACUGGUCCAUCGGUGGCGUUGAUUUCAGAAGAAUCGCUUCGAGUAUCAACGUCAAGAACGCUUCGAUGGCUGUCUCUCUUUUGGCUUUGAUGCUUCCUGGAACACCUAGUAUAUUUUAUGGAGACGAGAAAGGUAUAAUUGAUUGCGAGUGCGAAGAUCAUCAGGAUUUGGAACAUUUGCAUAAUCUUGCACCGAUGUACUGGGAGAAGAAAGACGGAUUAGAUGAUAAAUUUACAUCGAUCGGGGUCACUGCCUGGUUGCCCGAGGCUUCGAAACCUUUGGAAACGAGUCUGAUCGGUACGAUAGCUGAAAUGACCAAAUUGAGGUCCGACACACCGCCGAUUUACGUUAAAGCUAUUGCCAAAGAUAACGGAGUCAUAGCUAACUGUGAUAUUAGAUACACGAAGGAUGAGAUUAUCGUGAUAGAACGUUGGUAUCCUCGAAGAAACUCGUACGUUUUCGUUGCCAAUCUCGGCAACGAGUCAAAAUCGAAGGAUUUGUCGUCCCUUUAUUAUGGUGGUCACGUCGUCGUUGGACCAGCAAAUAGAUUGAAACAAGAUGUUUUCUUCAAGGAACUUAACGUUCCACCUGGUGAGGCUUUCGUCAUCAAAUUGGACAAGUGAGAAAAUUCGAGCAGAGUUCCUGAAAGCAACAAAAUAAAAUGUCGACUCAUAUAUUUUCGGUGACGCGUCUAGUGCCAAGUGUUACACGUAUUAUCCUACGGAGGAAGCAGCUUCGUACCGUAACAGUUCAAGUUACUCUUUAUAAUUGUCUUUACGAUUAUCUCGAGACGAAUUUUUUCUUUAACGACUUGAUCGUGACCACCGGUAAGAAGCAGUUAAUUAGGUACAAACACCGCUCGGUCACAACAUUUUUAUCGCGAAAUGAAGUUUAAAGUACAGCAGGGAAAAAACUACGACGACUAAAAUGUUCCGUAAGGUUCUACGAUACGAUCUACCGCGAUCGGAUUAAUCGUCACGUCUGUAGAAUCUUUAUUCACAUUCCGAAAGAACUAAGACAGUACGAUUUCGUAGAUCGAGUUGAUUACUUUAUACGAGUCUCUAUGUGUUCACUUUGAUAGUCUGCCGGCCUGUGGAACUUUCAAUCUCUAAAGACACAACGAAUGUUAUUCUUUUUUAAUUACACUCUCGUCAAGGAUCGUCAAUUCUCUUGAGUCUCCAAAUAAUUUGAUUUACUUGGAAUUUUUAACGGAGAUGCGAUGAAUAUUUACCGAAACAUUUUGACAUGGAGGGGGGGGGGGAUACUUUUAAUUAAUAUAAAUAUA
Polistes canadensis is the source of this 3249-nucleotide messenger RNA. Its product is annotated as neutral and basic amino acid transport protein rBAT-like. Gene Ontology annotation, biological process: carbohydrate metabolic process. Lineage: Eukaryota; Metazoa; Arthropoda; Insecta; Hymenoptera; Vespidae. Bases 425 to 2587 code for a protein of 720 amino acids. The record is from RefSeq and is a predicted model, not a curated record. The transcript has 8 exons.